AAAUAGACAAUAACUUAGUCUCCUCCAUGCUAUGCCAAAGUCCAACCAAACCCAACACCUUAAAAAACCCUCCUUUUUUUUCUUCUUCAUGGGUUAACCAUCAUCUUGUACAUUCAUCCUUUUUCCAUGGCCCCAAACCAGAAAACAACUCAACAAAAAAGACCCAAAACAAAUUGUUUUCUCGCUUGUUUCGGGUUUCCACCAAAAACAACCUCCUCCUCCUCAUCAUCUUCCUCUAAGAAGAAGCCUAAGAAAAUCGACGCUCGUAAAAAGUUCUUGAAGCUUAAGUUACAUUGGCCUAAACUUAAAGUCAUGAUCAUUGAGAAGAAAAGAUUUAUCUUUGAUCCAAAAGCAGCAGCUCUCAAGGCCAGCCAUGAUCUCAUGUUUGAAGCAACCAAAGUUCAGAAUCACCUCAAACAACGUAUUGAUCAUCAUCAUUUCUCAACUAUCCAAGAGGUGCCCUCAAAAGGAAGCAUUACCCACCAAGACAACAACCAAAGUGAUUUAAAAAACCAAUCAAUUUGUGCUACAUGUCAUCAUCAUAAACAAGAUCCCGCCACUCCCAAGGCCGCCGUCAUCCAACGAUCUAUUUCCGGUAACAAAUUAGUUACCAAGGAUCCGUCGAUCGGGGUGGCGAUAAUGGUGGCGAUGUUAAUCAUUAUGUCGAUUUGGGGGCGAUUGUGUGCUAUUUUAUGCAUGUCUGCGUGGCUAUAUUGCAUACCAUUUUUCCGGCGGGUACCAAAUCAUACCAACUCAAAAUUGGGUACGGAUAAUUUGAACCCGGAAUUGAACAAGAAGAAAGUGGUGCUACAACAAGGGCUACUUCAAAGGGAUCACAAAACUGGUAUUGGCAUUUCGUGACAACAAGUCUUUUUCAUUUUUAGAGGUACAAAAUAGCUUUUUUUUGUCACCAUGUUUGCAAAAUUUUGAUGGGACCGGAUGAUUGCCAAGAUGUCAUUACAAUGCCACGUACGGUCAUUUUUUAUUUUUUAUUUUUUUUGCUAUUGUUAAUAAUUUUUUGAAAAGGAUCGAUUUCUUUCAAUAUUGCAUAAAGAUCUAACAAUUCCCUAAAUACGUUACUUUUUAAGUUAUUUCCCACCAUACCGUCGACGUAAGCAAGAGAGAAAGAGAAGUAAUUUUUUUUUUCCGGUUCAGCAUUGAACCGCUAUAUGAGAUAGCGGUUUCGUUUUAAAGCAAACCGCCAUCUCAGAUGGCGGUUCAAUGUUAUAAACCGCUAUCUCAGAUAGCGGUUUGUAUUAAAACAAAACCGCUAUCUCAGAUGGCGGUUUACUUAAUUGUAAAUUAUUUUUAACAUGAAUUACAGUUUAAAUAGAAAUAUAAUUUAGAAGUAACCUCUUAUGACAUCAAUUGUGUCUGUAGCUCAGUAGAUAGAGUGUGUUGUUUCUACGCAGGAGGUCGUGGGUUCGAAUCCUACCUGAUGUGUUUAUUUCUUUUUAACCAUUUAUUAAUAUUAAUUAUAAACAUUUCUAAAUUUAACUUAUCAACAUUAGUGUCUGUAGCUUAGCGGAUAGAGUGUUUAUUUCCCAACCAAAAGGUCGUGGGUUCGACCCCUAGCUGAUGCAGUUUUUUUUUUAACCAUUAUAAAUAGUACUACUUACGUGAUUAUAAACCGCUAUCUCAGAUAGCGGUUGACUAGUGUCGCUUCGUUAAAAAAAAAGAGACCGAUUUUAAUGCUGACGUGGACGGUAUGGUGGGAAUUAAGUUAAAAAGUGGCGCAUUUUGGGAAUUUGACGUUCUUUAAACAAUAUUGAAGGAAAUCGCUCUUUGAAAAGGGAAUAAAAGAGUUGUUUCGUCGUGUUUGAGUCUUGGGAGUGUAACCAGAUUUAUUAGAAGAGUUUACCUUCCGUUAAUGAUAAUACUUAAAAAAAAAAACCUCCCUUUUGCCUUCUUACUUUUUCUAAAUGUAGAUAUAGACAUAUAGUACAUUCAAAGAUAAAUAAUACGUAGUACAAAGUAACAUAUGCAUAUAUAUAUAUAUAUGCAGAGUGUUAUAAUGUUAUAUAUGGGCACGCCAAAGAUAUAAUUGAACAUUUGCAUUGGAAGUAGUUUAAUUUUGGUUUGUGGUGUA
This is a messenger RNA of Spinacia oleracea (spinach), 2089 nucleotides long. RefSeq lists its product as uncharacterized. The coding region runs from base 127 to 861 and encodes 244 amino acids. The transcript has 2 exons. NCBI's taxonomy places the organism in Eukaryota, Viridiplantae, Streptophyta, Magnoliopsida, Caryophyllales, Amaranthaceae. The record is from RefSeq and is a predicted model, not a curated record.